AUGGAGUCCCUCAAGCUUCCUCAAGAAGAAACCAUCAAGAGGUUCUUCAUCGGCAAGGACAUCGCCGACGUGCCCAAACCAGCGGUGGUCCUUGACAGAGCCAUUAUCAAGCGAAAUUGCGAUAGAAUGCUACAAGCCGUGAAAAGUUUGGAUGUUGGUUUCCGAACACAUGUUAAAACUCACAAGACACAAGAAGUCGCUCAGCUGCAGGUGGGAGAAGAAAAUACCGAUGCCAAUUUUGUUGUUUCAACAAUCCAAGAAAUCGAUCAUCUCCUCCCUUUAUUCAAGAAACUGAAAAAUCGAGGUCGCAUGGUUAAUGUCCUCUAUGGAAUCCCUCUUGUUCCUUCAAAAGUCACGAGGCUAGCAACACUUGCUAAGGAAUUGGGAGAAAAGAGUAUCACUGUUAUGAUCGACCAUCCAGAUCAACUGAGCUAUUUGAGUAAAUUUCACAAUAUUGCUAAAUUUCCAGCAUAUGUUUUUCUCAAAGUCGAUACGGGAUAUCAUCGCGCUGGGCUCCCGCCGACAGCAUUGAACAAGGACGGCUUACUCGAAAAGCUCGCAGAAGCAGAAAAGUCUGGACUCGCAAGGUUCUUGGGUGUCUAUUCUCACAGUAGUCUCAGUUACACCGCUACAACAUCAGAAGAGGCAAUGACACAUUUGACAAAGGAAAUUGUUGGCUGUAACGAAGCCGUGAAACAUAACCUGGAUCUUCUGCCUAGGAAUAGGGAGCUAAUCAUCAGCGUUGGCGCAACUCCACAAGUUCUCUCGUGUCAAAAUCUGCUUUCAGAUAGCAAUUCGUCUUCUUCUCCAGAGGCCGAGACUUUAAAGGCCCUAUUACGUGAUCCGCUAGAUGGCGCCGCGCAGGUUAAGAUCGAGCUUCAUGCCGGCGUAUACCCAAUACUUGACAUGCAACAAAUAUCGACAAAUGCUAUCACCCCAGGCAGGCUUGAAGACGAUAUUGCCAUUUCUGUAAUUGCCGAGGUGUCUAGUGUAUAUAACAACGGCGAACGAUCCAAGCCCGAAGCUCUCGUCGCUGCAGGAACGUUAGCCCUAGGCAGAGAGCCUUGUGCAAGCUAUCCAGGGUGGGGCAUUAUUAGUUCCUGGAGACGAGCCUCAGCAGCUGCAUCUAGAUUAAUUGUCGAGCGAAUCAGCCAAGAGCACGCGAUCAUCUCGUGGGAGAAUUCCACAGGUCAAUCCUCGACCGAGAUUCCUCUUCAGAUAGGCCAAGCUGUGAGAAUUUAUCCCAAUCAUGCUUGUGUGACCGGUGCAAUGUAUGGCUGGUAUUUGGUUGUGGACUCGAGCCUUGAUACGGACAGCGCAAAAAUCAUUGAUGUUUGGGUGAGAGCAAAAGGGCAUAACUCAACGUUCUAA
Molecule: messenger RNA, 1371 nt
Organism: Talaromyces proteolyticus
Lineage: Eukaryota; Fungi; Ascomycota; Eurotiomycetes; Eurotiales; Trichocomaceae
Product: putative serine dehydratase domain-containing protein
Exons: 2
Coding region: 1-1371 (456 amino acids)
Biological process (GO): D-serine catabolic process
Molecular function (GO): D-serine ammonia-lyase activity
Source: RefSeq, a predicted model, not a curated record